UAAAAGUUGAUAAGAUCAGAGGAAAGACGUGGAAUAUUCAAACGAAUUGGGCCUAAUUGGUAACUAGGUCCCUGUUCGAGUUCCUGAUUCAGUGACUCAGCCAUCGUACUUGUCGUUGCCGUGCUACGAAGGUUGGCUCUCCUCACUCUUAACUACCAUCGCUUGAAGUCGUCGUCUUCCAAAACUCCCAAAAAAAAAAGUAAAAAAAAAAACGAGAACGAAAGAGCAAAGAAAUGUCGAUGAUGGCGACGAAUUCCUUCAAGAACCCGAUUCUUCCGGUUUCGGAUCCGCCGAUAGACAAAGAAGAAGAAAAAGAAAGGCUUCUCAAAAGAGGAGAUGAGAGGAUUUUCAAAGGAUCCGCUAUGACCAAAAGAGGAGCCUACGCUGCCAUCUAUUACAUGUCUUGCGCUGUGCUUUUGAUCCUGUUCAAUAAAGCAGCUUUAUCUUCUUAUGGUUUCCCCUUUGCCAAUGUAAUUACACUCUUUCAGAUGAUAAGUUCGUGUACCUUUCUCUAUGCACUGAGACGGUGGAAGAUGAUAUCUUUCUCAAACAAUGAAUCUUUAACCAUUUCUGAUAGCAACACGAGUUUGGUUCCCUUGAAGACUUUGAUUCAUACCCUUCCUCUUGCAGGAACUUAUUUGCUUUACAUGCUAGUCACUGUUGAGUCUAUUCGUGGAGUAAAUGUUCCCAUGUACACUACUCUUAGGCGAACCACUGUUGUUUUUACGAUGAUUGUGGAGUUUCUCCUCGCAGGACAGAAGUAUACAUCAUCUAUAGUUGGGAGUGUUGGAUUGAUUGUUAUUGGUGCAUUUGUUGCGGGAGCUCGUGACUUUUCAUUCGACUUUUAUGGAUACGCUGUUGUUUUCUUGGCCAACAUCUCUACAGCUAUAUAUCUUGCAACCAUAGCCCGAAUCGGGAAAUCUAGUGGGCUUAAUAGCUUUGGGCUUAUGUGGUGUAACGGUAUAAUAUGUGGACCGAUUUUGUUAGUGUGGACAUUUCUUCAUGGUGAUUUGAAGAGUACAAUGAAUUUCCCUCACCUCUUUUCACCUGGUUUUUUGGCUGUAUUGAUUCUUUCGUGUAUGCUAGCUUUCUUCUUGAAUUACACUAUAUUCUUGAACACAACUCUCAAUUCGGCAGUUACACAAACCAUUUGUGGGAAUCUGAAGGAUCUUUUUACCAUUGGACUUGGCUGGAUGCUUUUUGGUGGGCUUCCCUUUGAUAUUCUGAAUGUUAUCGGGCAAUUGCUGGGGUUUGUUGGUUCUGGUUUGUAUGCCUACUACAAGCUUGUGGGGAAAUAACUGACUUCAGGCUAACAAAAAUGUCUAGUUGUAGUUUGCUGAUUUCUGCUUUACCUUUGUUCGAUCAAAGUGCUUAUGAGCUAUUGGAAGUAAGAUAGCCUUCUAAAAAGAAUGGAGAUUUAUCCAAAGUUUUGACAUCCCUUGCGGUUAGAGCCAACGUAGCUGAUGACUCUGCAGUCUGAUCAUCUCACCAUUUUUUGUCGUCCCUUUUUCCCUCCCUCAGGGUCACAAGAGUACUAAAUUUGGUGAAACUUUGUACUAGUGAAGAGUUAGGAUAGUUUACAACUAUUCCUACUGUAUAUCUCUUUUUGGGAUCAUUUUUCUUACUUCCUUUCUUUCUUGUUCUUUUUGUCAAAUUCUUGUAGUUGGGAUUUCCAUGUUUUUUCUUCAAAUGGAAAGGAAAAUGUUGAAGUUCCCCUAUUUCAUUUUGUUUUAUAUUUGAACUGAUUAUAUGCCAGAA
Gossypium arboreum is the source of this 1758-nucleotide messenger RNA. Its product is annotated as UDP-N-acetylglucosamine transporter UGNT1. Gene Ontology annotation, molecular function: GDP-fucose transmembrane transporter activity; antiporter activity. Gene Ontology annotation, cellular component: Golgi apparatus. The record is from RefSeq and is a predicted model, not a curated record. Bases 234 to 1298 code for a protein of 354 amino acids. The transcript is spliced from 10 exons. Lineage: Eukaryota; Viridiplantae; Streptophyta; Magnoliopsida; Malvales; Malvaceae.